Molecule: messenger RNA, 5306 nt
Organism: Venturia canescens
Lineage: Eukaryota; Metazoa; Arthropoda; Insecta; Hymenoptera; Ichneumonidae
Gene: MTA1-like
Product: metastasis associated 1-like
Exons: 12
Coding region: 1347-4148 (933 amino acids)
Biological process (GO): negative regulation of transcription by RNA polymerase II
Cellular component (GO): nucleoplasm; NuRD complex
Molecular function (GO): chromatin binding; histone deacetylase binding; sequence-specific DNA binding
Source: RefSeq, a predicted model, not a curated record
GUAGCGCCAAAGAACGCGCAGCCGUUUGGUCUAGUUGCACCGCGAAUUCCGUGCUUCUUGCUUCGUGGUGAGUUCUCUCCACUGGUAAUUAAAAAGAGGCAAAAAAAACUAUCGCGUUUCGCGCGGGUUCUCGGACGCGAGAUAAAAGUGAGGAAAAAAAGAGGCCGGACAAAAAAGUUGAGUAUUUUUCGAAGCAUGUUCGAAAAACACUCGUCAUGUUAACGAGCAUGGAUCCGAGCGUUUUUUCUCGGUAAAGACGGAAGUAUCCGUGGUGACCCCCCCGGAGAGGGGUAUCCGAGUGUAACGACGAAAGAGAGGGUCCUAGAGUGAUUUAGUAGUGAGAACGACCAAGUCGAAGUCGUAUUCGUUAAACCCUGCAGUGUGUAGCGGCGGACAGAAAGGAAGAGGGGAAGAGAUCCAGAAAGAGAGAGAGAGAGAGAGAGAUUGAGACUCGCAAAGACUGCGUGCAGUUGUGCGGCUCGUGUCGUUUCUCUCUCGCCGCCUCGCUCUAAAUGAAAAUGGCGGUCCCUCGAGCGCGUACAGAGCGACACUGCCACUGACGAUGCUCGAUGUUUUAACGGACACGUGAACGGUAGAUAUUAAUUUGAAAAAAAAAAAUAAUAAGCUUAAUCAGUCAAUCGAUCCAAAGAAGUUCUCAGCAAAGUUACGGAAAGAAGCAAACAAACUUUUUUGAUCCCGAUGUGGAUACGCGUGAAUAAAAGUGUGAUUACGAAAACUCGUAGUGGGUGAAACAAAACACUGGGCUUUUUGCCCGAUCGCGAGUAACAAAUACGCCGAUACGAGAAGAAGAAGAAGAAGAAGAAGGAGAAGAGGAAGAAGGCGGCGAAGGAGAAGAGGAAGAAGUGGAGAAGAAAAUAAAAAGGCGAUAUUCAGGAUAGUGAGCCGAGAGUGUUUUGCGGAUGGGGGGCGGUGGGGUAUGGGGGGAGGGGGAGCGCGGGUAUAUUAGUUAGUGAGGCGACGAGGUAUCAAACGUGUGAUACUCGAAUGUGGCCCAACAAACACGAUGGAGUGACACCCGUGAAGUGUUGACUCUUUCAUGAGGAGAGAGCGCGCGCGAGAGAGAGAGAAAGAGAGCGAAGAAAAAACCGAGCAAGACCGAGUUACUAUAUAGAAGUAAAAUUUGUGCCGCGUGUUGUUUGCGAGCGUGAGAGAAUCAAAAAACGUAAAGAGCCAGAAAGUAACCGAGGGAAAAGAGAGAAAAAGAAAAUAUCGAGAGAGAAGUGGCCCAAGUGUCGUCGGGCGAUUACUCGCGGCGGGUUUUACUCGCGCGUACAAAAAGUAGAGAGAAAAAGUGGGAGGAGGGGAAGGAGUAGGAGGAGGCCUCCAUGCCGAUGCCGGCGGAAUACCACGAGAGCCACGGGAACCACGAGAGCGCAAAUUUCGGGCUCGCGGCCCCAUCACAGGACGCCAACAACAUGACCGCCAACAUGUAUCGGGUGGGAGAUUACGUGUACUUUGAGACGUCGUCCACAUCUCCUUAUCAAAUACGAAGGAUAGAAGAGUUGAACAAGACUGCAAGCGGAAAUGUGGAAGCAAAAGUGAUGUGUUUCUUCAGGCGGAGGGAUUUGCCAUCGACCUUGAUAAUGCUUGCGGACAAGCAUCAGUUGGCAAGCGUGGAGCAGCAGAGGUCAGAUUCCCCUGCGAGCACGCAGAGUCAGAAACUCGAGACACCAGACUCGACUAAGGAAAUGACUAGUAAAGAUGGGAUUGGGCCCAAAGUGAUGAGCAAAGGGGGAGGUAAAGGUGGCUGGCUGAAAGCCCCACUGUCUGAGGCCCACGAGCCCCACGGGAUCGACGAGGGUAUCGUCGGUGGUGGAGGCACCGCUGAAUUAAGUACGAAACAACGUCACCAAAUGAAGCACCGAGAACUGUUCCUGUCACGACAAAUCGAGACCAUGCCCGCGACUCACAUCAGGGGAAAAUGUUGCGUCACCCUACUCAACGAAACCGAGUCCUUGCUGAGUUAUCUUAACAAGGAAGACUCGUUUUUCUAUUGUUUGGUCUUCGAUCCAACACAGCGCACGUUACUAGCCGACAAAGGUGAAAUAAGGGUGGGAAGUAGAUAUCAAGCCGACGGUAUUUCCCCGGUGCCACUAACACCAGCCGAAAGAGAAGUGGAUCCACGAAGGCUGCAGGACCUCGAAACAUUAGUGUGGACACCGCGACAUUCGUUGACAGAUCGUCAGAUAGAUCAAUUUUUGGUCGUUAGUCGUUCAGUCGGCACAUUCGCGCGUGCCCUUGAUUGCUCUUCAUCCGUAAAACAACCCUCGCUUCAUAUGUCUGCGGCUGCGGCUUCCCGCGAUAUUACCCUAUUUCACGCUAUGGAUACAUUGCAUCGGCACAACUACGACGUUGCGAAAGCCAUGUCGUCGCUGGUGCCGAGCUCUGGUCCCGUGCUCUGUCGAGACGAGAUGGAAGAAUGGAGCGCGUCCGAGGCGAAUCUUUUCGAAGAAGCUCUUGACAAAUACGGCAAAGACUUUUCGGACAUUCGAGCCGACUUUUUACCAUGGAAAACGUUGAAAAACGUGAUCGAGUACUACUACAUGUGGAAAACGACGGACCGUUAUGUUCAGCAAAAGAGAGUAAAGGCAGUUGAAGCGGAGAGUAAACUCAAACAGGUAUACAUACCGAAUUAUAACAAAGCGCCGGGAUCGGGAAACGCGCCAACGUCGGCGACCAUUUUACCACUCGGUAACAGCAAUAAUAGCAGUAACGGAAAAGCGAUCAGCGUCCUGAACGGAAGUAGCAAUGGCAAUAUAACGAGCGACUGCAGCGGUAUGCUGAUGGUUGGAUUAGGCGGCAAACCGUGCGAGAGUUGCCAGAGCUCACAAAGCCCCCAAUGGUACGCUUGGGGACCUACGCAUAUGCAGUGCCGUUUGUGCCAACCAUGCUGGAUGUACUGGAAGAAGUACGGAGGGCUCAAGCAGAUACCAUCGCGCAUAGAUGACACCGAUCUGGAACGAAAGAGGAGCGGUGUUGGUUCGGACGAGGAGAGCAAAGGAAUAAGCGGAGCUCAUAGGCCACAUCGCUGCAGCAUACCAGCAUGCGGCAAAGAAUUUAAGCUCAAAGCUCAUCUGAGUCGUCACUACGCGAGUGCCCAUGGUUAUGAUUUACGUGGAGGUGGUCCAUGCGCUGGCGGUGGUGGAUCGCCGCGUCCUGUAAUGAAAACACGCUCGGCAUUUUAUUUACGAACUUCAGCAUUGGCCCGUGCAGCGCGCAGGCUUUGCGCCGCUCAAUUACGCACUCGUCACGCAGCGCGUGCUCCCCAUCAACCCGUAAACGCAGCACCGUUACGACACUUGUGCGCAUCACCUCAACUCACCUCCAAAAAUCCCGCUGAAUUGCGUAUCCUCGCCAGGGCAGUACGUCCACGACCGCGUCCACGCGUCACUGAUAUUGCCACUCGCCUCGGUGACCAUCCAUCACCAAAACAACCCGGUGAAUGGGCUUGGCUCGAACUCACUGCACCCGGACAACGCAAACAACCUGAUCGUGUCUUCUUCCCACGACCUCCGAAAGCACCAGAUGGCAGUCUACUUUAUGAGAGAGUACCAAAUAAACCGGAAGUUGACAGGUUGCCGGUGACUCCACCUCAACCACAACCGGCGAUGCAAGCACAGCAAACCAUAUUGAAACGCACAAGGCCACCUUUCGAUGAGAUCAAUGGUUCGGAUGGUGUCGCUAUAAGCGCGGGAAUACCCAGUGCGCCACCUGUAAAGCGAGCACACCUUUCGCAGCAAAUUCAUCCUAAACAACACGGUUUGGAACAUUCCACGCCGCCAGUAGUACCGCUAGCUCCUCCGCUCAACGGGCGAGCAGCCCAUCCACACUUUUUACCACAUGGACAACCUCUUUCCAGGAGCAAUGCUCGUAAACAAGUCAUCUCCUGGAUGGAUGCCCCUGACGACGUUUACUUCCGCGCCUCAGAUCAGACUAAAAGAAUCAGAAGAACCUUGACGUCAGUGGAAUUGCGAAGAGCGGCUCGUAAACCUUGGCGCAGAUUGCCAACGCCUCUUCACGCUCCUGCACCGGCACCGCCACACCCGCAGCGAUCGGCUGCAGCAGCGGUAGCAGCAGCAGCAGCGGCUGCUUCGCGUGGUGACGAGAUGGUCGUUAUACUCGACUGAGCGAGAACGGCGAAAAAUCGUCGAGCGUGUUACCACGAAUCAGUCAAUUGUGAGAAAAUUAUUAUCUUAAAUUGACAACUGAUAGGCAGUGUGCGUGUGUGCGUUCCAACGUUGCGUGAGAGUUCGUCGUUGCUACAUUAAAAAGUUUGCGAGACGCCGAAAAUAACGAGAAAACGUGAAGAGAAUUUGAAAAGCAAAACAAAUCAUUCAAACUUGAUUGAGCUAAUAUUCGAAGGGAAAAUAAUUCAUGAAAAAGAAGAACGAAAUCCUAAACGCUUUGCCCUGAAACUGAUCUGAUACUGAUUUCGUAACGGAGAAAUCUUCGACCGGAAGAAACAAGACAUAAUUAUGGCAAAACGGAUAUGAUGGGAAAAAAAUGUGAAAAUUCGAAGAUCUCACAGGGUUGAGACUGUGGUGGGCAUGAACGUCCACAUAUAACAGACACACACAAAUAUAAAACAAAAAUAAAAAAAAAAAAUAAUUAAAAAAAAGAGAACAAACAAAAAAUGCGCCGUAUGCCACGGUCAAGGGACGAUUUCUAUGAAUUUAAUGUUGAUCGAACUUAACGAAUCAAGUCAUUCACCGUGAAUCAUGAUUUUCUAUCCGUAUUAAUUAAUUAUUGUUGUUAUUAAUAAUAAUUAUUAUUAUUAAUUGAAUGUACAUAAACAUACGUAACACACAUUCAUGUAUGCAUACCCCUCAAAGCCCCCUACCAUUUCCUCAACUCCAAAUUCCUACCUUCGUUCCCCUUCAUUUCCCCCGAGAAACAAACAUGGUGUUCACAUGUACGUGAAUGCUACUCGAGGUCGGUAGAUAAUUUGAUACAUGCGAGGCUAGCAACGGCUAAUGUACGAUUGUGCUUGUCGCGUGUAGCGGAAAACGAAUGUGAGAGUGCGAUUAAAAAGAAUAAAAAAAAAAAAAAAAACAAACAAACAAAUAAAAGAAAACAAAUAUUAAACAAUAUGAAAACGAAAAAAAAUGAAAAAACAGUCGAAACCGACAAACGAAGAUGAAGAACGGAAAAAAACGCGAGAGUAAGAAAACGAGCGCGAGAGAGUAAGAAUGCUCAUUGUGAAUAUUUUUAUUAAAUUUUCAAGUUUGAUGACUUCCGUCGAAACAAUUAAUAAAUAAACAUAAGCAUCGCUCGGAAAGCAUUAA